AGGGUUUCUGAAGGAAGAAUGGAUGAAAAUCAUGGCGUGAUGGAGGAAAUCCUCAAAGAAUCUGUUGACCUGGAGGAGAUACCUAUUGAAGAAGUGCUUGAAAGUUUGGGAUGUAACAAACAAGGGCUUACUAAUGAAGAUGCUCAACAGCGAUUAGCGGUGUUUGGUUACAACAAACUCGAAGAGAAGGAGGAGAGUAAGCUGUUGAAGUUCUUAUCGUUUAUGUGGAAUCCAUUGUCGUGGGUAAUGGAGGCAGCAGCUAUUAUGUCUAUAGGCCUUACUUAUGGAGGAGGUAAACCACCGGAUUGGGAAGAUUUCUUAGGGAUUACUGCACUUCUUUUAAUCAACUCAACUAUCAGUUUUUUUGAAGAGAAUAGCGCAGGAAAUGCUGCUGCUAGUUUGAUGGCUCAUCUUGCUCCUAAAGCUAAGGUCCUUCGUGAUGGACUGUGGAAAGAGGAAGAUGCGGCUGUUCUCGUUCCUGGAGAUAUAGUCAGUAUCAAGCUUGGUGAUAUAAUCCCUGCUGAUGUCCGUCUACUUGAUGGAGAUCCUUUGAAAAUUGAUCAGUCUGCUCUUACUGGCGAAUGUUUACCAGUAACGAAGAACGCAGGGGAUAGCGUCUUCGCUGGAUCAACUUGUAAACAGGGUGAAAUAGAAGCAGUGGUGAUUGCUACUGGAGUCCAUUCGUUCUUUGGAAAAGCUGCGCACCUAGUGGAUACCACAAACCAAGUUGGUCAUUUCCAAAAGGUUUUGACUGCAAUUGGGAAUUUCUGCAUAUGUUCGAUAGCUGUUGGGAUGGUAAUAGAGAUCAUCGUAAUGUACCCAAUUCAACACCGUGCUUAUCGUACGGGGAUUGAUAAUCUUCUGGUUCUUCUGAUUGGAGGGAUUCCCAUAGCCAUGCCUACAGUGCUUUCAGUGACAAUGGCAAUUGGCUCCCAUCGCUUGUCUCAGCAGGGGGCUAUCACCAAGAGAAUGACCGCGAUUGAGGAAAUGGCUGGCAUGGAUGUACUUUGCAGUGACAAGACUGGAACUCUCACACUGAACAAACUCUCAGUUGAUAAAAAUCUUAUUGAGGUUUUCAUGGAAGGAGUAAAUCCAGCUACUGUUAUUCUAAUGGCGGCCCGAGCCUCCAGGAUUGAAAACCAAGACGCGAUAGAUACUGCUAUAGUUGGAAUGCUAGAUGAUGCAUCAGAGGCACGCGCUGGGGUUCAAGAAGUUCACUUCCUCCCUUUCAAUCCAACCGAUAAGCGUACAGCUCUGACGUACAUUGAUAAUGAAGGUAAAAUGCACCGAGUCAGCAAAGGUGCACCAGAGCAGAUUCUGCAUCUCGCACAUAACAAGUCUAGCAUCGAGCGUAGGGUUCAUGCCGCGAUAGAUAAGUAUGCGCAGAGAGGUUUAAGGGCACUUGCUGUAGCAUAUCAGGAAGUUUCAGAAGGGAGGAAGGAGAGCCCUGGAGGUCCAUGGCAAUUUGUUGGUCUCUUGCCUCUCUUCGAUCCUCCUAGACAUGACAGUGGAGAGACAAUAGCGAGGGCUCUCAACCUUGGUGUAAAUGUCAAAAUGAUCACAGGUGAUCAACUAGCAAUAGCAAAGGAAACAGGACGCCGUCUGGGAAUGGGGACUAACAUGUUUCCUUCAUCUGCUCUAUGGGGCAACAACAAGGAUGAGUCGAUUGCGGCCCUGCCAAUUGACGAACUGAUAGAAAAAGCUGAUGGUUUUGCUGGAGUCUUCCCUGAGCAUAAAUAUGAGAUUGUAAAGCGCUUGCAAGAAAGGAAACACAUAUGUGGAAUGACUGGUGACGGAGUAAACGAUGCUCCUGCACUCAAGAAGGCUGACAUUGGAAUAGCAGUUGCUGAUGCCACUGAUGCAGCUCGUAGUGCUUCUGAUAUUGUCUUGACCGAACCAGGUCUUAGUGUUAUUAUCAGUGCAGUAUUGACCAGUAGAGCUAUCUUUCAGAGAAUGAAAAACUAUACAAUUUACGCGGUUUCCAUAACAAUCCGUAUUGUGCUUGGUUUCAUGCUGCUUACCCUUAUCUGGACGUUUGAUUUUCCACCUUUCAUGGUGCUAAUCAUUGCCAUCCUGAAUGACGGUACUAUUAUGACAAUUGCAAAGGAUAGGGUGAAGCCAUCUCCUCUACCAGAUAGCUGGAAACUGUCAGAAAUAUUUGCAACUGGUAUAGCUCUUGGAAGCUAUUUAGCAAUGAUGACCGUCCUUUUCUUUUGGAUGGCGUUCAGAACAGAUAUUUUUCAUAUGUUAUUCAAGGUUCCUAGCCUAAAAGGUACCGGCCAAGAUAAUUUAGGAAAACAGGCAUCAGCAAUAUACCUGCAAGUGAGCACUAUCAGCCAGGCCCUAAUAUUUGUGACACGGUCACGUAGUUGGUCUUUCGUUGAGCGUCCUGGUAUAUUGCUCGUAGCCGCAUUCUUUGUUGCUCAGCUGGCUGCAACGUUCAUUGCAGUCUAUGCUGGCUGGAGUUUUACAGCAAUUCAGGGAAUCGGUUGGGGUUGGGCUGGCGUUAUUUGGCUUUAUAAUCUAGUCACCUACAUACCCCUUGACAUGAUCAAGUUCCUAACUCGCUAUGCUCUGAGUGGAAGGGCUUGGGAUCUUGUUACUGAAAAACGGACUACAUUCACUAGACAAAAACAUUUCGGGAAAGAAGCACGUCAACUUGAGUGGGCACAUAAUCAGAGGACUUUACAUGGACUGCAUCCACCGGAAAAAAUGUUUGGUAAGCGUACCAAUAAAGCUGAUGCCAAUCUGAUGGCCGAAGAUGCAAUAAGACGAGCUGAGAUUUCUCGAUUGACAGAGCUUCAUACUUUGAAAGGUCAUAUAGAAUCAGUAGUUCGGUUGAAGCAUAUGGACAUUAGUACAAUCCCGCGGGGCUAUACUGUUUGAGUGGGUAAGAAAUAGUGCAGUCUGGGAAGUGAAAGCUGUUUUUGGCUCUUUGGUGUCAAUGCAUAGGGCGAGAAUUUUCAUUUGG
Papaver somniferum (opium poppy) is the source of this 2971-nucleotide messenger RNA. Its product is annotated as ATPase 4, plasma membrane-type-like. Gene Ontology annotation, cellular component: plasma membrane. Gene Ontology annotation, biological process: regulation of intracellular pH; proton export across plasma membrane. NCBI's taxonomy places the organism in Eukaryota, Viridiplantae, Streptophyta, Magnoliopsida, Ranunculales, Papaveraceae. The record is from RefSeq and is a predicted model, not a curated record. The transcript is spliced from 21 exons. The coding region runs from base 19 to 2886 and encodes 955 amino acids. Gene Ontology annotation, molecular function: ATP binding; P-type proton-exporting transporter activity; ATP hydrolysis activity.